UAUAUUUAGCUGUUGGAAGUGGGAUGCGUUAUGUGUUAACGUGACGUAAAACAGAGUCCAUUCUGCAGGAAAGAUUAGAUCUUAUAUUUUGUUUUAUUUGUGUUAUUUCCAGCCUAGAUUAUAUGAGAAUUCGUUUCUUUUGUGUUAUUUCCAGCUCAGAUUUUAUGAAAAACGAGUUUCGUGUUAAAAGUAGAAAGUGAAAUUCGUGCCCCUAAUCAUGACGUUUUCUUUGGGUUUUUGUGCAGUUAUAAAUUCUGGGAAAGUAGUUGGAAAAAGCAUGUGUUACGAGGUUGUACAGGUUAUUUGUUUUGUUUGUUUCUAGUUGUUUCAGAGACUUUCAGUAUCUCAGACCAUAUAAUGCCGAUGUGCAGGUUAUACAUAUAACUUUUUCUCAUGUGGGUUUAAAAUUACAGCUAUGUAAAUGAAAUGAGUAGUACCUAAUUCAACUAUUACUACCGAACCAGUCGAAGAGAAUGCGGUACUGGAAAUUAUUGCACGAAUUGAUGUUAUCUUGUGGUCUGACUGUAACAUGCAGAGUACAGAGUAGAAAGGUGAUUUGGAAAGCGUUGUGACGGUAGUUGAAGUGGGGAAGUAGGCCGCAAAUCAUCGUGUAUCCUUUUGUCGUUGCUGUCAAAUGCAUUGCAGCCGUGGAAACCUUAACCUUGACCAUACGAAUGGUGAAAGCAUAGCUUGGAAUAGUGAAGUCUAAAAACCGUGUGCGAGUUUGGAAUAAUCAUGGCCAUAAGAACAGAGGAGAGAAGCUCGCUAGAGUUCGUCUUUAAAUCCCUUUUUGCGGGAGGGGUUGCCGGAAUGUGCUCCAAGACUGCAGUAGCUCCACUAGAUAGAAUAAAAAUUUUACUUCAAGCCCAUAACAAGCACUACAAACAUUUAGGUGUGUUCUCUGGUCUGCGGCAUAUUGUUCGAAAGGAGGCAUUCUUCGCUCUGUAUAAAGGCAAUGGAGCACAGAUGGUGCGGAUAUUUCCUUACGCUGCCACACAGUUUACAGCAUUUGAGCUAUAUAAAAAGAUGCUGACUUCACUGUUGGGCAGCAACUCGCACAUAGGCAAGUUUUUAGCAGGUUCAGGUGCUGGAGUCACUGCUGUAACACUUACAUAUCCUCUAGACACCAUCCGGGCUCGUUUGGCAUUUCAAGUAACAGGAGAACAUGUGUACAGUGGAAUAGUCCAGACAGCAUUAAGUAUAUUCAAGGAGGAAGGAGGGCUUCGAGCUCUGUACCGUGGUUUUGUGCCAACAGUAUGUGGAAUGAUUCCAUAUGCUGGUUUUUCAUUCUACUGCUUUGAGAUGCUGAAAUAUAUAUGUAUGAAGUACAUGCCUCAAGUGACCUGUGAUAGUUGUUCACGAAAUACAGGUGGACUAGUUCUUAUGAUGCCUGCAAAGUUGCUUUGUGGAGGUCUGGCUGGUGCAGUGGCACAGAGCGUAUCAUACCCAUUAGAUGUAACAAGGCGUAGGAUGCAGCUUGCCAUGAUGAAUCCAGAGACGAGAAAAUUUGGUGUAGGGAUGAUCAGUACAAUUGUCCUCAUUUACAAAGAGAAUGGUGUGUUCAGGGGUCUGUAUAGAGGUAUGAGCAUCAAUUACCUGAGAGCUAUUCCAAUGGUUGCAGUGUCCUUUUCAACAUAUGAACUUUUGAAGCAAAUGCUUGACCUUGACACAGGCAUGAAACUUUAAAACUGGUUGAAUUCAUGAAGAGGCUGGAGGUGAGGUCUCAAACAGGGCAUUAACAUGGAAAGAAGCAUGAAAUGGAGUCUGCAAGAGAGGGAAUUUCAUUUACAGCUAAUUCUGUUCUUAUUGUCACUGUUUUGAAUGGUCAGUAGCACCUUAUGUGUAACCAGUUUCUCAUUUGUUUCUGGUUUCUGUUGAAUUAGAAUUUAUAAAAGGUUAUUUAAGUUGUAGCUUUAAAUCUACAUAUAUGUUAUGUGCAUGUUAAUCUUUCAUUGAGAUUCAAAGAUAAAUGUCUAAUUAUAAGUAUAUAGUUCAAGUUACCAGAUAUUAUUUCUUCCAUUCGUAGCUUUGAAAGGACAUACUCAGGAUUAGAAAUUAUACUGUGGUCAGCUCUUAUGGUUAUGAUGCAUUGACAGAAUAAUGAAUUGUGGUCUUGUCUGAGAAAAAUAUGCUCAGAAAAGAAUCAGUUUUCUUUCAUGCCAUCAAUAAGAAGCUGUAGAGAACUUUCAAUUAUUUAUGUAUUUGCUGCAGUUAAUAGAUACUUGAUUCUUUUCUACACUAUCUUAUAAAUGAAAGACUGGGUAAAUGGAGAAAGAGAAGUUUUUACAUACAUUUAAGAUAUGUAUGAUACAUGCAGCUUGAAUGAAAUAUGCAUUAGUUGUUAGAUUUUGACAAAAUGUUAUAUGAAUAUUAAUUUAUGUAUAUUAUUGUUACUCCUAAAUUGAGGAUUGGACAGUAUGUUGUGGAAAAGUACACGUCCUGAAAAUAAUACUUUUCAUCAUUUAAGAUUUUAUAUAAAUGUCAGAGAGAUGAGAAACUUGCAGGUUUCUCAUCUCUGUUGAGAGUUAUAUCCUCCUUAAGUAACAGAGUACAUAAAAUUAUCUGGCCACCUGUGUAGCAGAACUCUAUCUUUAUAAGUGCAUGAAAGUGGUUUUAAGUAAUUGGUCCAUUUAGGUAGAUUUUAAUGAUAUGAAUAUGUAACAGGCAGAGUGUUAACUCUAAGUGUUUGAACGUCUUGAUACUGAAUUGGCAUUUGCUUGAUCUGUCCAUUUUUACCAACAUGGCCUAUGUGAUGGCCAUGUUUGUGUGUAGGCUACUAUAGACCAAUGUCUUUCAAUAUGGACCAUGUGUCUGUACAUACCUUUGUAAAAUAUUUCAUAAAAACUGAUACACUCAGCUCUGAAAAACUUUGAAUUGAGUGGAUAGUAUGUUAAUCCAUUUCAUGCUGUUGAUCUGUAGUGGUGAUAUUGACAGCUCCUUUAUGCAGUAAUCCAACAUCUUGAAAGCUAUGCCUUUAGGUAUUAUUUUUUGUGUGUUUAAAAUGUUAAUUUCCUGCUCUCUGUUGACAAGUUCAGUGAACUCUUGUGGCAAAAUAGAGUAUUUAUUUCAUGCAUCAAAGCAGUAGAAUUUUUAACUGUGAAAAUAAAACUCAGCAUAAGGCUUCUUGCAGCAGCUAUGCAACUUGGGAUUUUGCAGGUCAAUCAUGUCUCAAUUUAUUACGAGUCGCUGAGUUGUGUGAUGACAAUACCCUUAUUCAUUUUUUGCCUUCAAGAUUGUGUUCAAUAUUUGUGCAAUAAUUUCUAUUUCUUACUCCAUCUGGCCAUCAGUCUGAAAGUUAUGUGAAAAUGCACAAUUUCUCCUUAUUAUAAUAAAUGUUAUAAUUCAGGAGAAUUAUGUGUCACAAUUAUCACAUUUGAAAUUCUCAACACAUUUCAGUGUACAAAGGAAUUGCUAUAUACUAACACCUUUUCCCUUCUAGCAGAAUGUAAAUCCUAUGAAAAACAAGUUUGCAUUAUUUGCCAUUGUCAGCAUCUCCUUUUGAUGAUGACUAAUAGUCAAAUUAAUAUUAUUUGUGGAAUAUAAAUGCAUUUAUUUGCAGUACACUGGAUUAGGUUUUUAGCCAGUCAUUCUGCCUCUUAGUACUUAAAUUCAUCUCUGAGUAAGAAUUUUAAUAUACCUCAAACCAAAUGCCUUCCACCACGGUUGUAGUCAUUACAGUAGUGAUAGUAAAACAAGCUGUGAUUCGCAUACAGUAAUUUAUUUUCACUUGCAGAGGUACAGAAUACAGGAAGAAUUAUGUAAAGAUUACUUAGUUGUGCAGUUUUGACAUAUCUCUCUUUGGGGUAUACAUUUCUUAAAAAAUGAUAGAGAAGUUGUCAGUUUCCAGUUUGUUAUUUUUGUUGUUAAAAUCAGAGCAUAUAAUAAGACUGUCAUUGCCC
Cryptotermes secundus is the source of this 3899-nucleotide messenger RNA. Its product is annotated as graves disease carrier protein homolog. Bases 736 to 1686 code for a protein of 316 amino acids. Gene Ontology annotation, cellular component: mitochondrial inner membrane. The record is from RefSeq and is a predicted model, not a curated record. NCBI's taxonomy places the organism in Eukaryota, Metazoa, Arthropoda, Insecta, Blattodea, Kalotermitidae. Gene Ontology annotation, biological process: transmembrane transport. The transcript is spliced from 7 exons.